Apis dorsata (giant honeybee) is the source of this 3505-nucleotide messenger RNA. Its product is annotated as Kv channel-interacting protein 2-like. Gene Ontology annotation, molecular function: calcium ion binding. The transcript has 6 exons. The coding region runs from base 938 to 1579 and encodes 213 amino acids. Lineage: Eukaryota; Metazoa; Arthropoda; Insecta; Hymenoptera; Apidae. The record is from RefSeq and is a predicted model, not a curated record.
AACGUAUAAAAAUAACGUAUGACGAUUGAAACGAUGUACGAAGUUGUGUGCAUUAUUCUAGUGUGUAAGCGAAACCAAUUGAUUCGCCAGUACGCAAAUAUAACGACUGGAUGGAAAAGAAGCCGGAUGGAGCGGGGAUUGGGAAAAAAUAAGCAAGGAUAACGAGCUGAAUGAUGAUUGUUUAUUGAAAUAAUAUCCCAUUAGCUACCGGUGGCCAAUAUUUGGCAUAUGUAUAUAAUGGGAAAAGAACGUAGACUUGCGCGGGAGCAAGUAUACCCCGUGCUUUUGCGUGGCAGCUGUUCAGUGCAUCAACGCGAAGGCUGCGCACAUCGUUACCCAGUCCGUGGCUUAUACGUUAGUCGGUCGUGAAGCAUCGAUCGAAGAAACAAGAGGUGCACGCGUUGAUCGGUUUCGAACGAGAAGUUACGAAGAACGUGAGAAAGCAACGUGAGAAAUUGAGUGAGAAGAAGGAAGAGGAAAAAAAAGAAGGAGAAGAAGGAGAGAAGAAAAAGAGAAAGGAAGGGAGAAAGGAAGAAAGAUCUGUCCAGUGUGAAGAAUUUCGAUAAUCAUAGCGGGAAAUUGGAAGAGAUCGUUCGAUCAAUCGUUUCGAAGCAACGACGGGAACGAAAUCGACAGUCGGUGGCACGGAUCGCUGAGCGCGAUCGUUUACUUGUGAACCGGCAACGAAUCGGUGCUUGCGGUCAAUGAAGUCACGUAAGAGCCGUGAGAAAAGUAAGUUCAUCAAUCAUAAAGGCCGACUGUAGUGCCGCUCGAGUUUCCUCUCCGAUAAUCGGUGCAGGCCAAGUCGAUACGUCGUGCCGUGGAAAGAGAUCCUCCUUGAGACGAAGGGAUUGACACGACAGCCCAGGCCCGAACGAUCUCCCCCUUUAUCGCGAAACCGUUCGUUGCGGUGUGUCAGUGCUAACAGCUGCCAAAGAUGCAACGGCAAGAGGGCGAACUUGAAGAACUCGGGGGCAUUUUAGGGGGUUCCACCGCCGGUGCCCUUGCCCUUGGCGGCAGGCACAAGCCGGAGGAGCUUUCCACAUUGGCGGCCAACACCAGAUUCUCCAGGAAGGAAAUACAGCUUAUCUAUCGCGGUUUUAAACAGGAAUGUCCCACGGGUCUCGUCGACGAGGAAGCUUUUAAACAGAUUUUUUCACAGUUUUUCCCCCAAGGUGACGCUAGCCAGUAUGCUCAUUAUGUCUUCAACACUAUGAAGAGGAAACCGUCUGGAAAGAUAAGCUUUGAAGAAUUCUUGACUAUUUUGUCGAAAGUUUCGAGAGGAUCGGUAGAGGAAAAAUUGCAAUGGAUAUUUGGACUUUACGAUCUGGACGGAGAUGGAUUGAUCAGUAAAGAGGAAAUGUUGGAUGUUGUUGGUUCGAUUUAUGAGAUGUUGGGCCGUUAUACUCAGCCACAAAUAGUCGAGCCGCAUUUGGCGGCUCGGGAACANGUCGAUCGUAUUUUUCACUUAAUGGACGCGAACAAAGAUGGCGUGGUGACAAUCGAAGAAUUAGUACAAUGGUGUUCCAAGGACGAACAACUUUUGCGAAGUCUCGACACGCUUGAUACCGUCUUAUGAGAUCUUUAUAAUUAUUUUAUAAUUCUCACUCAAUUUCCCCAAGACUCAUAAAUCCCCUUAAAAUUAUAAUGCAACGUUCGAACGAGUUCUAUCAGUAAUUUCUAGAAAUUUGACUAUUUGGUCGUAUUAUUUAAUAUUUAAUACUUUAUGGAAGGAAUUGAAUUUCGAUUGAAAUUACUAAUUCGACUUCAUCGAAUGUUGCUUGUAAAUAUGUACUUAUCCUACCUACCCAGUCUUUCAAGCGUGCUAUUGAAUGCAUGAUGAAAUUAACAGUAUUAUCCCUGAAUAGAAUUCCUUCUUACAUCCUGCAUGUACUAAUCCUUGUGCGACUAACAAUUGUGCGACUAUUCGAUUCUCGCGCGACUAUAUUUAAUUUAAAAAAAAUAUUUCAGCUAAAAGAAGAAGAUGAAUUUGUGCUACAUAUAAUUUUGAUUUCGGCAUCAAAAAAUAUUAUAUCAGUAUUGUCUUGAAGGAUUGAAAUAUCUUUCAUUGGUAUUAAAAUUUUAAUGGUACGAAUUUAAUAAUUCAGAGCAAGUUAUCGAGCGGUUAUUGUAGGUACAAUACAGAAUUGUUAGGUAAGAUCGAUGCGAUGGGAACAAAUUAAUCUCCAGAUUCGUUAAAACGGAGACUGAACUCUAUAUUUAAACAUAACAUCUAAACUUUAAGAAAACUUUAAGAAUUUUAUCAAAUUAUGCUAUAAAGUUUUUCCGUAAAAUUCACAAAACAAUCUAAUAUGCGAUCUAAUAUUUCUUAACUUCUAUAUUUCCUCUAAACUUCUUUCACGAGUUAAGAAAUAUUUUGUAUUCCUUCCUUUAAAUAAUUUCAUGGUGCACGUAUGAAGCAGUUUUACUUUUUCACGAUCGAUCAAUUUUCUCUAAUUAAACAAAUAAAAUAUAAACGUACUUGAUACUGACCAUUAAGUACGAUUAAAAAUAUUUUCAAGGAGCUUCGAUUAUUAUCCAUCGUUUGGGUCAUUUUUUUAUCUUACAGCAAAUAUAAUUAUAAGAUUAUUAAUUAAAAAUUUAUUCGAAACUUUACAUUUCAAAAUUUAAAUAUAGCUUACAAAUAAUAAAGCGUUCAAGAAAUUCGUAGAGAGAAUUUAUUCAAAGUUUAUUCAAAGUUUCAAGAUUGUUAAAUUCAGGCAUAUGCGAAUAAUAUUUGACAAUCGUUUUAACUCUUGUAUAAAUGAAUAUAAAAGUUUUCUUCGAUCUUCCUGCUAUAUUCUUGAAUAUUUCCAGAUUUUUUAUUUAUAUUAGGAAAUAUGGCAAGAAAAUGCAAAAGUUCAAAGUUUAAAAUAUUUAACGCUAUAAGUUAAAAGAUUCGCAUAUGUCUAUAUUAUAGAUCAUAGAUUUACAAUACCUUCAAAGACCCAUAUACGAUGGAACAUAUAUAGUUAGUAACCCAAUAAUAGCGUAUCGUAGUACCCUCGACCAAUCAAGAGAAACGUGGUCCUCUAAGAUCAACGCCUCGUGUGAUUCUCUCGUACCUUAUUAAAUUUAUUAUUACUAUCGCAUAAAAAAUAUUGUUAUUAAUAUUGUAAUUACUAUCAAUACUUAUUACUUGUCUUCUAUCAAAUUGAAGCAAGGUAUUGCGCUCGCAAUAAUGAAAAUUAUUGGCGCAUAUUCGAGAUAUUCUAAAUCUUAUGUGUACAAAUAUCAUCGAAUUUGUUGAAUUUCUCAAGUUUAUUAAAAUAUCCAUAUUAUAUUUGGAAAGAUGUGAUCUAAAAUGUUCUAUAUAAUGUCAUGUGGAUAUAAAGAGAUCAAUUCAACGUUUAUACAUUCAAUUUCUCUGGGAUAUGCAAUUUAAACUAGCACAUCCUAUACAAAAAUAUUUGUUAUAUAUCUUAUAUCAGUUCCAUUCAGGAAUCAAUUUUUUUACAAAUUGAUUGCUGAUAAAUUGCUGAUAAAUUGUAUACUUAUGUUUAUA